Molecule: messenger RNA, 2721 nt
Organism: Asterias rubens (European starfish)
Lineage: Eukaryota; Metazoa; Echinodermata; Asteroidea; Forcipulatida; Asteriidae
Product: deoxynucleotidyltransferase terminal-interacting protein 1-like
Exons: 10
Coding region: 102-1214 (370 amino acids)
Cellular component (GO): nucleus
Molecular function (GO): DNA binding; nucleosome binding
Source: RefSeq, a predicted model, not a curated record
GCUAGCGCUCUGCUUCCGUUUCAUUUCAGUCAGUGUACCUCGUAAAAAAGAGUCAAAUUUGCCUUUCAAUUGAUGCAAUCAUUGACCCUCCCUCUGUUCAGAUGAGCAACAUGAAGCCAUUCCAUGUUAACUUUGCCUGUAAUGAUGGAGAACAUAUUCUGGAUCAACAGGAGAAUAAACCAUUUCCUAAAACAGUACGUAAUCCAUUCUGUAUGACAUUGAAGACAUUUCCAGUUCACAAACAUCCCCGCUUAGUACGUCAGCCUGGCAUGUCAUAUAAAACAAGGAGUGGCGGCAGUACCUUCAAUCCAAUACCAACGCUGGACUUCUUACGUGGAACACUUCAACAUCGAAUCAACAAAGAUAUCCAGAAUGUUUAUCAAAAAUAUGCUCGGUUCUUUCAGAUGGCAGUAGAGAAUAUACAAGCAAAUAACGGCAAGGAUUCUGUAACUGAAGAUCAUGUUUUAUCAGUCUUUAGAACGAGUCUUGAAGAGGCUAAGAGUGUGUUUUACCCACAUGGGAAGUUUGUGCAGGAUAAUCAGCAUGGUGUUGGUGCUAUUCAGGACUACACAGCAAAUAUGUUCAACUUUAGAAAUACAGACUACCCUGAAGAAGCACAAGAACCAUCAGCAAAGCAUAUGAAGCUGGAGGAUGGUGAGACGGCUACAUUUUCACUCAGACCAACCCCACAGAUACAAACUAGAAAGCGUAAAGGUCGUCCCCCAUUGCAUCAUAGAGACUAUACUGAUGAGAUACCAGUGGCUGGAGGAGGAGGCUACAAGAUCAGCAAGCCUAAAGUAGAGGUGGUCAAGAAGGAAGGUCCAAAAUGGGAUCCAGCACGUCUGACAAAGAACUCGCAGUUUGUAAUGGGGGCACGCGCAAACAAAGCUCUUGGACUUGGAAACACAAGAGGUAGACUUUACAUUAAACAUCCGGAUCUGUUUAAGUAUUCUGGUGAUCAAGAUGACAAGCAAUGGUUAUAUGAACAUCAUCUCAUGCCAGCAACUGGUGGCAAAGCAUACAUGCUACUACUAGAAGAUAUCAUUGAGUUAGCCAACACAGACGAAUACAGAGAUAACAACAUGCUAGAAAAUACAGAACUCAAAAUAUUUGAAGUCCCUGAGUACAUUCUAGAGAAGAUAAAGAUUUACAUGGAAACCAACCGUACAGAUGGUGAUGCAGCAAGUUAUACGACAGUAGAACUCACUGACUAGCUUAACGAACCAUCCGUACAGACGGUGAUGCAGCAAGUUGUACAACAGUAGAACUCACUGACUAGCUUACCCAACCAACCGUACAGACAGUGAUGCAGCAAGUUAUACAACAGCAGAACUCACUGACUAGCUUACCCAACCAACCGUACAGACGGUGAUGCAGCAAGUUAUACGACAGUAGAACUCACUGACUAGCUUACCCAACCAACCGUACAGACGGUGAUGCAGCAAGUUAUACAACAGCAGAACUCACUGACUAGCUUACCCAACCAACCGUACAGACGGUGAUGCAGCAAGUUAUACGACAGUAGAACUCACUGACUAGCUUACCCAACCAACCGUACAGACGGUGAUGCAGCAAGUUAUACGACAGUAGAACUCACUGACUAGCUUACCCAACCAACCGUACAGACAGUGAUGCAGCAAGUUAUACAACAGUAGAACUCACUGACUAGCUUACCCAACCAACAGUACAGACAGUGAUGCAGCAAGUUAUACGACAGUAGAACUCACUGACUAGCUUAACGAACCAUCCGUACAGACGGUGAUGCAGCAAGUUAUACAACAGUAGAACUCACUGACUAGCUUAACGAACCAUCCGUACAGACGGUGAUGCAGCAAGUUAUACAACAGUAGAACUCACUGACUAGCUUACCCAACCAACCGUACAGACAGUGAUGCAGCAAGUUAUACAACAGCAGAACUCACUGACUAGCUUACCCAACCAACCGUACAGACGGUGAUGCAGCAAGUUAUACGACAGUAGAACUCACUGACUAGCUUAACGAACCAUCCGUACAGACGGUGAUGCAGCAAGUUAUACGACAGUAGAACUCACUGACUAGCUUACCCAACCAACCGUACAGACGGUGAUGCAGCAAGUUAUACGACAGUAGAACUCACUGACUAGCUUACCCAACCAACCGUACAGACGGUGAUGCAGCAAGUUAUACGACAGUAGAACUCACUGACUAGCUUACCCAACCAACCGUACAGACAGUGAUGCAGCAAGUUAUACAACAGUAGAACUCACUGACUAGCUUACCCAACCAACAGUACAGACAGUGAUGCAGCAAGUUAUACGACAGUAGAACUCACUGACUAGCUUAACGAACCAUCCGUACAGACGGUGAUGCAGCAAGUUAUACAACAGUAGAACUCACUGACUAGCUUAACGAACCAUCCGUACAGACGGUGAUGCAGCAAGUUAUACAACAGUAGAACUCACUGACUAGCUUACCCAACCAACCGUACAGACGGUGAUGCAGCAAGUUAUACGACAGUAGAACUCACUGACUAGCUUAACGAACCAUCCGUACAGACGGUGAUGCAGCAAGUUAUACAACAGUAGAACUCACUGACUAGCUUAACGUAGUAAGCAUUGGAAAUGAUAAACCUUGGACUUAUUAAUGUUCCAAUACAAAGAUGAAUUUCCAGGCCUUAAAGGCAGUGGACACUAUUGGUAAUUACUCAAAAUAAUUAUUAGCAUAAAACGAGUAACGAGUAA